AUGGUUCCCCACAGAGGCAAACGGUUCCCACAUCCUGGUCCCCUCCCAACUGGCUUACUACUUACAGCAGGAAUGAAGGUCAUUGCCAUUCUUAUUGUCUUCAACUCCUGCUGGACGGCCCCCACCCUCGGCAGCUUCUGGCAGUUCCAGAGGAUGGUCAAGCACAUCACAGGGCGGAGCGCCUUCUUCUCCUAUUAUGGAUAUGGCUGCUACUGUGGGCUCGGGGGCAAAGGGGUCCCUGUGGAUGACACUGACAGAUGCUGCCGGGCCCAUGACUGCUGCUACCUGAAGCUGAAGGAGCUCGGCUGCCAGCCCUUGUUGAACAGCUACCAGUUCCACACCCUCAACGGAACAGUGACCUGUAGAUGCACCCUGGGUCCCGUUGGCAGCUGCCUCUGCGGGAUGAAGGCCUGCGAGUGUGACAAGCAAUCUGCGUACUGCUUCAAAGACAGCCUGCCCACCUAUGAGAAAAACUUCAAGCAGUUCUUCUCCAGCCGGCCGAAGUGCAGCGGACAUAAGCGCCAGUGCUAGGGAAGUCACUGCGCUUCGUUGCUGUUGCUCCCCUGUCUGAGAAGCCACCUCCUGGAAGCCUGAGAGGCUCCUGUUCUUGUAGCUUCUCCUUCACCAUCGCCACCCCCUUAGGUGCACCCCUCACUCCACACUUGAAACCCAGAGCUCAGAAACGGAGAGGCACACACACUCUUGGGAGGGAGACAGAACAGAAAUACCUACUAAAUAACAGGUACUUCCACACAGUAGUCAGGGCUAUGAAGCAACAGAGCAAAGCCACAGAGUACAGACAUCCCUAACCACCCUUCCAGGAAGGUUCUAGGAUGCGCAAAGCCCCUGUAUCUAUCCCAAACUCUCCCUCCACUCCCACCCCAAAGCAGGAUUUGGGGCAGAUUUGGGAACUCCACCCAUGACACAAAUCUGGUUGGGAACCGAGGAGAGAUCCUGAGAGGCUCUUGGAGUUUGGCUCUGACUUGCUCAAAAUCUGCCCUCUAAACUCACAGGUAGAGACAAAAAUUGAUGCCCAUUUCAUGUCUCCAGAGCCAGAGCACCACGAGCAGGCUAGUCCCCGACUGCCACUGCCAUGUGGGUGUCCUGGCCGAGGGUGCUGUACUCACUGGUGAAUUCAUCUCUUGAGAAGUCUGGUAGCUGACUGUGCUGUUAGGUGGUAGGGUCUGGUGGGAGCCCGGUCACAGGGUUGCUAGUGGAAUGCUGUAUCCUCGCUCCGGGCUUCUCCCUUGCCUUUCUGCUUCCUGGCUGCCAUGGUUGUUGGAUACCUCUCCUCCACUGUGCUCUUCCGUAUGCAUGGCUGCCGAUGUUGGAGCCAAAUAAACCCUAGGUCCUUUGAAGUUGUGGGUGUCAGGCAUUGCGUCUCAUCCAUGAAGAAGUGACUAAUCCACGGUCUAAUCUGGGUGGAUUCUGAGGUGUACAGCGCUCAGCUGGAACGGGAAGUGGCGAACCUGGCACAAUCGUUCCACUUGUUCUUACCUCUUAGCACUUGUCCUUUACACUACGAGGCUCAGCUUUUCCUAUCAAGGAGUACAUGCUCCUGUCCCAACUCCAGCAAAGCCAAUUCAUGGUUGGCCACAAACUCCUGAGAAAGCCAAGUGGAGACAAAGGCA
Messenger RNA from Octodon degus (degu), 1631 nucleotides. It is a transcript of the gene Pla2g2c, whose product is annotated as phospholipase A2 group IIC. The transcript is spliced from 6 exons. The record is from RefSeq and is a predicted model, not a curated record. Bases 1 to 531 code for a protein of 176 amino acids. Gene Ontology annotation, molecular function: phospholipid binding; signaling receptor binding; calcium ion binding. Gene Ontology annotation, biological process: positive regulation of fibroblast proliferation; phospholipid metabolic process; lipid catabolic process. Lineage: Eukaryota; Metazoa; Chordata; Mammalia; Rodentia; Octodontidae.